Molecule: messenger RNA, 2090 nt
Organism: Rhinopithecus roxellana (golden snub-nosed monkey)
Lineage: Eukaryota; Metazoa; Chordata; Mammalia; Primates; Cercopithecidae
Gene: NSUN4
Product: NOP2/Sun RNA methyltransferase 4
Exons: 6
Coding region: 738-1745 (335 amino acids)
Biological process (GO): rRNA methylation
Cellular component (GO): mitochondrial large ribosomal subunit
Molecular function (GO): methyltransferase activity
Source: RefSeq, a predicted model, not a curated record
GUCUCUUGUUCCUCAGCUGUGUCCCCAUACCUUUCUGUCCCCCACUACCCCUUUUACUUCCCUCCCUCCCCUCCCCUUUUCCCUUGCCCAUUCUUCCCCCCCGCCCCGACUUCUCCUCCUUUCCUCAUUGAUUUUUCCAGUCCGGUCACCCUCACCCCUCGGAAAAUACCAUAGCGACCUUCCCUGCACUCCUGGGUCUCCGCCGCCUUGCAGGAAAGGAUUCAGCCCCUUCCUCAACCUGGAACUGCCUCUGGCGACGGGGAAAGGUUACAGCGACCACCCUGCCCAUACUGCCGGCCCAAACCCUGGCAAAAGGUGCAACGAAUCCUCUCAUCCUCUGGAAUCUCCCUGCUUCUCCAGAGACCCUUUUUCUUGCCUCCCUGGAAGCCCUGGAAUUUCUUCUAUGACUGGCACGACCCCCUACCCACCCCAGCCGAUUCCCUCGCGGCCUCCACCAUCUCUUCCACCCCCACAACCUUCCUCGCACUCAGGGAGAUGUUCUUUUGAGUCCUCUUCCCCACUCCUGGAAAGGACCUACUGCCGCGAGCCCUGCUACUCGGGUUCCCCACUCUCCAGCCCUUAUUUUGAGCAGUUCAGCAUUCCGGGGUCACCCCCUCUCUGUCAGCGGACCCCUUAUUGCAGCUGGAUGAAUCCCUCGAGAAUGCGGCGUGCCUGUCUUCAAGGCUGCCACAGAGCCCAAAUUCCCUGCCGUUCGACUGGCUUUGCAGUAUUUUGACAUGACUUACAGUGUGCAGUUUGGAGAUCUUUGGCCAUCAAUCCGUGUCAGUCUCCUCUCAGAGCAGAAGUAUGGUGCACUGGUCAAUAACUUUGCUGCCUGGGAUCAUGUAAAUGCUAAGCUGGAGCAGCUGAGUGCCAAGGACUUUGUGAAUAAAGCCAUCUCCCACUGGGAACUGCAGUCUGAGGGUGGCGAAUCUGCAGCCCCAUCCCCUGCCUCCUGGGCCUGCAGUCCGAACCUUCGAUGCUUCACUUUUGCCAGAGGGGAUGUCAGUCGCUUCCCUCCUGCCAGACCUGGCAGCCUGGGUGUCAUGGACUACUACCUGAUGGAUGCUGCCUCCUUGCUGCCUGUCCUGGCCCUUGGCCUGCAGCCUGGGGACAUUGUGCUUGACCUGUGUGCAGCUCCUGGGGGAAAGACACUAGCGUUGCUUCAGACUGGCUGUUGCCGCAAUCUUGCUGCCAAUGAUCUCUCCACUUCCCGAGUAGCCAGACUACAGAAGAUCCUUCACAGCUAUGUGCCUCAAGAGAUCAGGGAUAAAAAUCGAGUUCGAGUUACCUCAUGGGAUGGCAGGAAAUGGGGAGAACUGGAGGGGGACACCUAUGACCGGGUGCUGGUGGAUGUGCCCUGUACCACAGACCGCCACUCCCUUCAUGAGGAGGAGAACAACAUCUUUAAGCGGUCAAGGAAGAAGGAGCGACAGAUAUUGCCUGUGCUGCAAAUGCAGCUACUUGCGGCUGGACUCCUUGCCACCAAACCAGGAGGCCAUGUUGUCUAUUCCACCUGCUCACUCUCACACUUACAGAACGAGUAUGUGGUGCAAGGUGCCAUUGAACUCCUGGCCAAUCAAUACAGUAUCCAGGUGCAGGUGGAAGAUCUGACUCACUUCCGAAGGCUUUUCAUGGACACAUUUUGUUUCUUCUCAUCCUGCCAGGUUGGCGAACUGGUAAUACCAAACCUCAUGGCCAAUUUUGGCCCUAUGUACUUCUGCAAAAUGCGUAGGCUGACAUAGCAUCACCCAAUCCCUGAAGCAAGAAGACAAAGGGUAUACUCUGUUAGAGGCACCAGAAACUGGAAACUGGGACCAGUGGCAGAGAUGCACUCUGGGUCCUGUCUCCAUCCUGUUCGUGUCUUUCUGCAGUUUUUGGCAAUAAGAAGUAGAAGAUUUUCUGUCCUGUUGUCCAAUUGUGGAGCAUCAGCAGGUUUCUACUCACUCAUUACCCCCUGCCCCAUAUCCAGGCCUGCACCAAAGUUCACUGCCCCCUUAGGGGCUUAGAAGGAGAAGCCAGUGAGCAGGCUCACACUAAGUUGUAAACAUAGGAAGAAGCAUUUGGCCAAUAAAGUUGUUGAAGCUCUA